Messenger RNA from Musca domestica (house fly), 1652 nucleotides. RefSeq lists its product as uncharacterized. Lineage: Eukaryota; Metazoa; Arthropoda; Insecta; Diptera; Muscidae. Bases 83 to 1336 code for a protein of 417 amino acids. The transcript has 2 exons. The record is from RefSeq and is a predicted model, not a curated record.
AGUCACUUACAAUAGCGGAUCGCAAUUGGCAAAAAGUAGAAUCGGAAAAAAAUAAUAAAAAAAAAUUUGAAAUCAAAACAAAAUGAGAGUUUCUAUAAUUUUCCUGGCCAUAUUGGCUGUUGGGGUUCAGCUCUCCCUGGGUUUGGAAACUUCCCUGCUUUCCAGGAAUUUCCAAAAAGAUUUCCUCCAAGAGCUGCAACGUGUCAUGAAACGCUCUGCCCUACAGGCCAUGAAUAAAUAUCUGCGCGACAUAAAACCAACCGCCAGCCAGAUGAAGGAUGACACCCAUCAGCAUGCCUGGUCCGUGGCCAUGAACUCCAAAAAAUUAGGCACCAAAGUGGUCUUUCUCAAACAAUGGUUUGAUCUGACCGAACAUCGUGAUGCCAAUCGUGACACCAUCUAUGGCCUAAGGAAUGUCCUGUUCCUUGAAAAAUUGAAAAAUAAAAUUGAGGCUCUGCAGGAGGAGAGUUUUGAGGAGAUGCACAAUCUACGCUACUACUACAUCUGUAAACAGUACAAUGUGAAUGGCAGCAAACCGGAGGAGCACCGCGAGAAGCCUCAUCACAAUUUCUAUUCACCCCAUGUCCAGCUGGCUCCCCUCAACGAAGAGACCGUGGCCAAUGCCCUCGAAAAAUUGGGUCUCAAGGAAAAUCUCACCGUCUCCAUCAAUGUUAAGGAGUUCGGCGAGCAGCUGUAUCACAAGGUCAAUCACACCGGUGCCGAACUCAUCGAUGAUUAUCUCGUGGUUAUUGGCAAACUGCUCCAAGAAGUCCUCGAGAGCAAGGAGGAAACCUCGGCCAGCCACAAUGAGGCCUUGGAAAAGAUACUCACCGAAAUUGGCCAUCUGCUCAACACCACCGAUCUCUACAGCAAACGCCAGCGUCUCUACGAUUAUCUCCAAAAUCACAUGUCCAUGGAUGUGGAAGAAUUCCAAAACACCGAAACCUCGCAACAGGAUUUGACGGCCAUUUUCGAAAAACUCAAACAAAAGGGCUUGGAUCUCAUUGUGGCCUUCCUCUUCAGCAAUUUCGAAUUCAUCGACUACACCCAUGCCGAGUGGUCGGCCAUGCUACCACCCGCACCCAUGUCCCUGCUCAAUGCCACCGAUGGCUCCCGCCAACUCAUGGAGAUCCAGCAUUUGUACGAUGAGUUCAAAAAGGAUUUUGAAAACGCAUCCAAAUACGAUGCCUAUUUGGAGGCUGUGCGGCAGCUGCACGAACGAAGCCAAAAGGAAAAUGCUGAUAGCACGCAUAUUUAUGAGAUGCUCUACAGUGCCGCACAGAAUGUGGGCAGCACCCGGGUUCUGCUGAUGGAUGAGAAAUGCAAAGAGGUUUAGUUAAGGAAUGAAUUGAUGAUCCAGUGAGGGUGGGGUGGGGCUGAAGAGGGGGAAGGGUACGAUUAAUGUAAGCAUUAUUGUGUUUACAGUUAUGUGAACACGCAUUACAAUGAUUUGGUAAUGUAAUAUUGGUCGGAAGCAAGGCUGGCUGGCUGCAUGGUCGGCUGCUUGGAUAGUUGGCAAAAUGGUGCUUCGCUGGUGUUAUUUGGCCAAAGCCAUCCAAUUAAAGACCCAAUGCUUUUGGAGUUUUAAUUUGUAUUAUGCUAAUGUAUAUUAGGGUGUAAUGAAUAAAUUUUAUGAUUUUCACAAAAAAAAA